Molecule: messenger RNA, 1323 nt
Organism: Metarhizium album ARSEF 1941
Lineage: Eukaryota; Fungi; Ascomycota; Sordariomycetes; Hypocreales; Clavicipitaceae
Product: pyruvate dehydrogenase kinase
Exons: 4
Coding region: 1-1323 (440 amino acids)
Biological process (GO): regulation of glucose metabolic process; protein phosphorylation
Cellular component (GO): mitochondrion
Molecular function (GO): pyruvate dehydrogenase (acetyl-transferring) kinase activity
Source: RefSeq, a predicted model, not a curated record
AUGUCGUGGAAGUCGUCGGAGAGACUGAUGAACACCAUCCGCCACUAUGCCGGGUUUCCUGCCACCGGCGUGAGCUUGCGCCAGAUGGUGCAGUUUGGUGACAAGCCGUCGAUAGGCACCCUGUUCCGCGCCUCGCAAUUCUUGGCCGAGGAGUUGCCAAUCCGCCUUGCACAUCGCGUCCAGGAGCUAGACGACUUGCCAGAUGGGUUAAAUGAAAUGCCGUCUGUCAUGAAGGUCAAAGAUUGGUACGCUCAGUCGUUUGAGGAAAUCACACAGCUCCCGCGGCCGACUCUGAGCAAAGAGGUUCGCGAUCGUCUCAUGAAACCCAGCAAGGGCAACGGGCGCCAUAUUUUUCAACGACUCUCCGAAGCCACACCUAACCCCUCUAUCGAUGAGGGCGACUCUUCGGGCUGGGGUGGGCUAACGAAUUCUAGUAAUGGCAACGGCAAGGCAAAGUCGCUGUCAAGGAGAUAUUUCGCCACCGUUGACGACACGGGCGAUUGGCCUGGCGACCUUCAGCUUUACAAUCAAAGAUUUGCGCAGACCCUUCACACAAUCAAGAGGAGACAUGAUGGAGUUGUUACCACAAUGGCUCAGGGCAUCUUGGAGUACAAGCGGCGCCGUCAGCGAAUGCAAAUUGACGGCACCAUACAAUCUUUCCUCGACCGAUUCUACAUGUCCCGUAUUGGAAUCCGAAUGCUCAUCGGCCAGCACAUUGCCCUCACUGACCAGAGUCACCACCGCGAUCCAACCUAUGUCGGUGUGAUUUGCACCAAGACCAACGUUAAAGACCUCGCACAGGAGGCCAUAGAGAACGCUCGAUUUGUCUGCGAGGACCAUUACGGCCUAUUCGAGGCUCCCCGGAUCCAGCUGGUCUGCAACCCUAACCUGGAUUUCAUGUACGUCCCGGGACAUUUGUCACACAUGCUCUUCGAAACUCUCAAGAACUCUCUCCGCGCCGUGGUUGAGACGCAUGGGAUGGACAAGCAAGAGUUUCCCGUCACCAAGGUGAUUGUGGCCGAGGGUAAAGAAGAUAUCACCAUCAAAAUCUCGGACGAAGGUGGUGGCAUACCACGAAGCGCCAUUCCGUUGGUCUGGACUUACAUGUACACAACCGUCGACCGCACGCCCAAUUUGGACCCAGAUUUCGACAAGAGCGACUUCAAAGCCCCCAUGGCUGGCUUCGGUUACGGUCUGCCCAUUUCAAGACUAUACGCAAGAUACUUUGGCGGCGACUUGAAGCUGAUUAGCAUGGAAGGUUAUGGAACAGAUGUAUAUCUUCAUCUGAACCGCCUGUCGUCAUCCUCGGAGCCUCUACAGUAG